AUGUCAAAUAAAAACCCUCUCCCAACCGGCUCUUCCUCAAUCGGCAUGCAUCUUUCCGAAGAAGCCAUAGCACGCACCCACAUCCUCUCCCUAAUAAACCGCUACGCCUCUUUUGCCCGGGGAAUCCCUGACCAACAAAACGAAAUAGCAGUCCUCUUUGAACCCAAUGCCACUAUCCUUUUACCUGACGGCCGCGAACUCUCGCCACUUGAAAUCGGCAAGAUCACCGAAAACAAUACGCCAAAACUUCUGAGGCAUCAUGUUACCACCGUUGAUGUCCAGUGGGAUGAUGUGGUCGUGAGAAGUGGAGAUGGCAGGUGCCCGUUUAAGAGGAAGGUUAUUGUCGUUGAUGGGAUGGAUGCGGAGGGUUGGUUAUCGCAGACUGUUGCAGAGGGUGUAGAAGCAGUAGCUAGAUAG
Messenger RNA from Talaromyces stipitatus ATCC 10500, 417 nucleotides. RefSeq lists its product as uncharacterized. The transcript is spliced from 2 exons. The record is from RefSeq and is a predicted model, not a curated record. Lineage: Eukaryota; Fungi; Ascomycota; Eurotiomycetes; Eurotiales; Trichocomaceae. Bases 1 to 417 code for a protein of 138 amino acids.